CUUGGUUCCUUAGGCCACAGAGGGCUUAGUGCCCGCUGACUCAUCCCUCUUUUUGCCGCCUUGCAAAUCGUUUUACCGAACCAGCGGCCAAGCCCGGGCUCUGGCGAAGAAGCAAGAAUCGACAUCAUCACGUUCAGCCUCAGCGCUCGAACUGAACCCAUUCGUCACUCUUCUCCUCUUCUUUCUCAUUUCAUUCACCCAGCGGCCCGAAGCCGGCGACGCAAAUGUUGCCUCUAUCGGUGCGGCGCGCGGUCGCCUCUGCGCCUCAGGGGGCCGGGCUGGCCUCUCUCGCCGCGUCCACCCCCAAGGUCGCAGCCUCGAGCUUCAUUCUGAAUCGCCCCCAAAGACGUUAUUCGUCGUCGAAACCCUCCCGAUCCGAUGAGCCCAACGAUAUUGCGGCCGGACAGUCGGUGCCGGCGUCCGCGUCGGCGCGCGGAGAGAGCAAGGCCGGCAGGAAACGGAAGACCAAGGACUCGGCUGACCGGAAUGCGGCCUUCAAGAAACUACCCAGCGUUCCCAGCACCCACCACAUGUCCGAAGAAGCUCUGGGCCUAUCGACCUUCUUCUCCCUUCACCGACCCAUCUCCGUCACACAGACCAUGCCCAGGACCGUUACAGACGAGCACUUUGCAUCCAUAUUUGCGUCUCGAUCAAAGUCGAGCAGGAUACGAGACACCGUCUCUACGCUUUCCGACACCAUCGAUCAGCUGGAAGGCCCCAUGGCCCAGAUGACAAUAGGAGGCCAGGACCGAGGUGCCAGCGACGGCAUGCACAGGCUCGACGUCAAGAACUCCGACGGAACCGAGUCGAGCAUCUAUCUCCAGGUCGAUGCCAUGUCGGGCGAGUUCUUGCCUUUCCGCCCCCCUCCGUUGCCUGUGGCGCAGCAAGGCGUCGAGGCUGACGGAGCUGCUGCUUCUGAGGCUGAGGCCCUGGAAGAGGCGGCCCACCACAGGGUGUACAAGGCCAUGUUCACCAUUGAGGAGUCAACAGAGCCGGACGGCCAGAUCAGAAUCAUCGCCCACAGCCCUCGAAUCAUGCAAGACGAGCAGCCCCGGAACUUCCUGGAGCGCCUGGCCCUCCGCCAGCUGCGUUUCGACCAAACUCGCGGCCACCGUGACAUGUAUGCCAUCAGCGUCAAGCGGCAACGGAAGCUCAAGAUGAAGAAGAAGAAGUACAAGAAGCUGAUGAAGAAAACGAGGAACUUGCGCCGCAAGCUGGAUCGAACCUAAGGGGCGGCUGUGACCUUGGGCCGUGUAGACAUUCCAGGUUUCAUUAUUUCUUUUCCUUUUCUAUUGCGCUCGGUUUCCUGGGUUGUUGUCUCCCUGGCAGUUGGCCAGAUCUCAUUUUGCCGACCAUGAGUUACGCAUCGCGCUCCUGGGGCUCUUUCUCUUGCAUAGACUUUGAGAAGAUUGCAGUUGUCAUGUUGUCGUGGUGCAUGGGUGGGGCACGGCCUUU
Trichoderma citrinoviride is the source of this 1455-nucleotide messenger RNA. RefSeq lists its product as hypothetical. Gene Ontology annotation, biological process: mRNA processing. The transcript has 2 exons. Gene Ontology annotation, cellular component: mitochondrion. The coding region runs from base 225 to 1229 and encodes 334 amino acids. The record is from RefSeq and is a predicted model, not a curated record. Lineage: Eukaryota; Fungi; Ascomycota; Sordariomycetes; Hypocreales; Hypocreaceae.